UCGGACGUUUUAUUGCAGCCAUCCCUAUUAUUCAAUAUAAGCAUAAGCACAUAUAUGCGGAGAUUUAUGAGUUCAUGGCAUCUAGAGCAACAAGCAAACGAAGAUCAUUUAAUCCACUGCAAUAUUAUGAUCAACAGAAUAAAAUCCUAGACAGAAUUAAAGAUUAUGACCAUUGUGUUGAUUCUACAAGCUGUGAAGAAAAUAAGAGAAGAAGAACCGUGGUUCUUAACAAAUGCAAGAAAAGAAAAAAUUUUGGAUUUACUAUUCAAACAUAUGGGAUUAAAAGACAAUCAUCUUUACCUUUAGAGUAUUCUUCAUAUGAGUCCAAAGUAUCAGAUCUCAAUGACUUAUUAAAUUAUGCAAAUGAUAAUAAUUUACAUAGCAAAAAUCAAAAUGUAAUAAUUGAUUUAAUAACUUUUAUUGAUUAUGUGGAGUUUGAAAGUCCUGCUUACUAUUCUGGUCUUAAAAGAGGUGAUGUAAUUUUAGCCAUAAAUGGAAUAUCAAUGGAGAAUAGUGCCCAUGAAGAACUCGUUUCCUAUAUAACUUCUCAAAGUGUUUUAAGGAUGGUGGUUUUGUUCGAAGAUUGUUCUCAGAAGAUUGAGUUGAGCCUGAGGUAUCUUAAAUUGAAGGAAAUGUUGCAUGCAAAAUUGGAAGAGUUAAAAGUUUUGGAGAGUCGCGAGACCGAUAUGGUAGAAGCUCUUAAAUUGGAGGCAUCGCGAAUCACCUAUAAUCGUAAUUUUCAAGGUUUCAAAAAAAAACUGGAUAAUGAUUAUAUUGUAGACGUAGAUGCUAGUUGUGAACCACUACCGUCCUUUUCCAUACUCCGAAUCAACGAUACAUGGCUCAAUGCUGGCAAAGAAAUCAUCGAAAAUUUCUCUGAAAUGUUGGAAAAUUCGUUAAACCGUGAUAAUGCCAUUAAUUCUUGCGUCGAAACCAUCGAUUGUACUACUACUACCAAUAAUAUCGAUAAUAAAAUUAUUGUGAAAGCAAACCAUUACGACACGACUAAACAUUUCCUUAAAGGUGAUGGUGAUAUUAACCGGCAAAACACACAUCAUUCCUCCAAAAAAAAAUGUUCCAAAUCGCGCGUAAACUCCAAAAUUUUGGGUCUGGGCGAUAAAUUGGCCCAAAACUUUAAAAAGCUCAAAAGAUUUUCUGCAUCGGAUAUAAAAAAUUUUGGUGAAAAUAAAUUCGACAAAGUAUCAUUUGAUACUAAUGAUGGUGGUGAGAAUUUGAAGAUAGAAGGCGAGAAUAGCUUGAGUGAAAUAAAUUAUUUAGAAAUAAUCAAUGCCGGGCUUUGCCCUAAUGAUAAUCUUUCUACUACCACAAAAAACUCAAACUUUUCUGAUCUUAUAAUAAAAGGGGCCAAUAAAUCUGGAAAUGUUUUCUUAUCCCCUUUUAAGGUUGCUAGAAAUUGUCGUUCUUUCUCCUCCCUCAUAUCGCCGUCUAAUAAUAACGCUGUAAACUUGUUCGACAAAAACACUGCUACGACUCACGAAAAUUUUGAAAAUACGGGGAAUGUAACCAUAAGCGUAAUGCCAUUAUUUUUCGGAGGAGAGGACAAGGAUAGCUCUACCGACCAUUCAUUCGAAUACGAAAAUUCUUUGAGUCAGGAAAUUUUCGGUCAUUUUAGCUGUUCUGAUUUCGAUCAAACGAAUGCCGAUUAUGAAGUUGAAGAUGUUGAAUGCCAAGAAAUUAAACUGAUAGUUCCAUCUACUAAUGUCAUAUCUCGAACUUUUGAAAAAGAUUGUAACAUAGAUACUAAGGAUUUCGACGUUGAUUUUGGGAAAAAGUACUCGGAACUAUCUGAACAGGUAAAUGCAGAUGUUGAUUUUUUGGAUAGACACGAUCUAUGCAUCGGUGAUAUUGGAGAUAACGAACAAAAAAAUGCAAAUUUAAAAGAUGGUAUGAAGUCUAGGGCUAAAUCGAGGCUUAGCGCCUGUGUAAGUUCGGAAAAUAUUUUCGCUUUGAAUUUUUUCAAUCCUACGGGAUGUUCCUCAUACUCAAACCUUGAUUUGGAUGGUUGCUCAAAAGGUCAAUUCCUGAGCCCAAAAUUAGAAGGCCAUUUUAGCAAGGAUAUAACCACUGCCCUUUUCAAACAAGACAAAAUGCGAUUUGGAUCUACACCCAUCAUACCUCCAAUAGAUAGCUCUAAAAACAAACAUCGAUCAGAUUAUCCAGAUAAAAUUAAUAGGCAAUUAGCCAUUAAAGGGUCUUGCAAUUCUCUUUCCUUCGACAUUCUUAACCUAUCCCGCUCUCCUAAGCAUUGCACCGAUAAACAUUACAUCGAUAAAGUUGAGAACUGUCUGACAACUAGAAACCGAACGUGGGAUAACACCCAGACAUUAUCGCCUUGUAAGUCUAGCAAGGUCAAAUCUACUAGACUUUGAAAUUAUAGUUUACUAUUCAUUCAAGAACAGUCAAGCUUGAGGACUCCUUUUAAUGCCAUUAUGCCACUUGGUUUUUAUACUAACCCCACCAAAAUAAUUUGUGAAGUUGGUAUAACUAAGUGAAACGCCACUCUUAUUUUUUUUUAUUUACAAUAGUUUUCUCUCAGUUUGUAUGUGUAAUUCAUUAUGAUAAUAUGUUUUUCCCUUCAUUUUCCUACUUUCAUCAAUUUGAACAAUCUCCUUUCCACUUCCAUGCUUGAUAAAAUAUAUUAUAAUACAAGUACAAAAAAAUUAAAUAUCAUUUUGGAAUUUUUUAAAGGAGGUUACCUAGAUAUUUGUAGAUCCCAAUUUUAUAAAAAUACAAAAUAGCGCGAAUUAAAAAUAAAUAUAUAUUUUUAGAUGGUAUUCUUGUUAAAAUUUUAUUUUCGUUAUCAUUGUCUGUGAUCACUCACCGAAAUUCAAACACCUUGAAUUAUUUUUGCAACAUAAAUGUUUAUAAGUCUAACACUGCCUUUUGUUCUAUUUUUUUACAUUUCUGCAACAAAAAAUACAUUUCACUUUUUUGCAAAAUAUGGUAUUCGUAUUUAUUAGUCAAAUUAUUAUAUUAUGUAAAUUUCUAAAUAAUGAUUUCAUCUUUAUAAAUAACAUGAAAUGGUAAUUGAGUAAGUUUUAGAAAUUGGUGGUCACGUGGGCGAUUGGUUUCUUAUAAAAAUGUCACCUUCAUUUUUAAUGUUUUUUUUGUAUUUAUCUUUUCUAAUCUAAUCUGCCUAUUCAUUCCGGUUUAAUAUUUAUACAAUACUAAAAGCCAUAAGUUAGCUGUCACGACGGGAUGGAUAAACUUUAUAAGAUAAAAUUAUGUUUAAAAAUAUAUAGUAUUAUUUUUAUUAUUAUUAUGAUUGAAUAUGUUUUAUAUUAUAUGAUUUAAUGAAUUAACUCAACGCUAAUUAUUACCGAAAUUUUAUAUAAAUAAUAUGAUAAAAAUAUUUAUUUAAUUCUAAUAUAUUUUAUUUAUUAAUAAUUAA
This is a messenger RNA of Gordionus sp. m RMFG-2023, 3412 nucleotides long. RefSeq lists its product as uncharacterized. Gene Ontology annotation, molecular function: protein binding. Lineage: Eukaryota; Metazoa; Nematomorpha; Gordioida; Chordodea; Parachordodidae. The record is from RefSeq and is a predicted model, not a curated record. The coding region runs from base 75 to 2390 and encodes 771 amino acids. The transcript is spliced from 6 exons.